Messenger RNA from Rhipicephalus microplus (southern cattle tick), 1947 nucleotides. RefSeq lists its product as uncharacterized. Lineage: Eukaryota; Metazoa; Arthropoda; Arachnida; Ixodida; Ixodidae. The record is from RefSeq and is a predicted model, not a curated record.
CCGAUUGGGCGCCGUGGAGAGGAAGCGAGCGUUGACGGUUCAAUAGGGACCAGACGGUGAACAUUGGACUCGCCAGAUAACAUCGAUAGACGCCCAUGGGAAACGAUAUACGGUGCGGUGGUCGGACAGAACGCCCACAAUUCUCCUGUGGAUAACACCGUGGUGCGCAGUUAAGCUCGACCGACUGUUGUCCUUAGAGUUUUAAACAAAUAACUUGAGGAAAGUUGUUUUUUUUUUUUAUUGUGAAGCACGGUUCGUCACCUGGUGAAAAAGAAAAAACACAGCCUUUGACAUGAGCUCGCCGUACGAAGCCUACCCUCCACCCGCUGGAGUGCAACCCUUUCCACAACCAGCACCCGUAGCAGGAGGCCAGGGACAACCACCGCCGCCUUAUUAUCCGUCACCUCCACCGACUUUACCCACCGCCGGGGUGCAGCCUGCUCCCUAUCCACCAGGCUACGGCCCACCACCACAGCCUGUGGUGGUGCAGCCGUCUUACAACCCCACAUACGUGACCGCGCCACCAUCGGCGCCACCCGUCACAGUGAUUGUGCAGCAACAGCCCGGCACAACAACAGCGCCAACGCAGGUUGUUAGGCCACCCCCGCAGCAGCACCAAAGUGGCGGCAGCAGCUGCCAUGGGCAUGGCAGGUGCCGCGGCAGUAGGUAUGAUGGCGGGCGCCGCUGUGGCAGGAGUAGCGGCGGCUGCGCACGGUCACAAGCAGUCACCACCACCACCACGCCCCGCCGCACAUACCGCACCGGCCAGGACUACUGAGCCGAGGGCACCGCGGUCCGGUCAACGUGCACAUUCACCCGCAGCCCACGCACUGGGCGGCCAGGCUCGCCAUGCGAGCGAAGGAGCGACGACAUCACUAACUGCAACCGGCGGGGUCAUGUGGCGGGAUGGUGGUUUAAUCGAACAAAUAGCGGGUUGCCCAACACGUUAGCUAUAUAUGUUGUUUCCCAAUUGAAAAAAAAAACAUGCCACUACAAAUCAUACCACGGGUACAUGACCGGAGCUCACUAUUUGUUACCGGUUGCCUACCAGAUGACGAUACUGUUUUCUGUAAAACGCGGACGAGAAGCUGUGCAGGAUGUGUUUCAAACCAGGCGUUGUUCAAACACUAGCUCAAAACUGACAGUGUGAUGACAGUCACUUCCAAAACUAGGGCACUAGUUUCAGGUGGCUGCGGAAAAAUGUACCGACGGUAAGAAGGUGUUUUCUUAUCAUAGUCACCCUUGAAGUUCCCUCAGAAACUAUAGAGCUAACGGAUUAGCAAGAAUUGAAAAGGUGCCUUUGAUAAGGAGACUUUGAAGUGACAUGUGUGAGGAAUGCAUUAUUUCCAACUGCGUAUUAUUUCGUGGCCACCUGAUUAUUUAUGUCCAGAUGAGAGUGAUAUAUUCGGACAUUUGAUAAUGCAGGGAAGUGAUGCUUAACUUUUUGUACCACGCAAAUUCCAAAAAUCUGUAAAUUACAUGUCAGUGACCUACAGGAGCAGACAAGGUGGGGUGAUUAAAUUAUCCCGCACGUCAAACCUUGGCUAGUGUAGGAAGAACACAGGGCUGAAAUUUCGGUGGCGCUAAAUAUUUGUAGUUCCACGAUUUAUUUUUUUUUCUGCAUAUAACUUCUAUACACUGUCCGAUCAAAAUAAACAUGAGCCGAUAACGUUUGCGCCGCUUUCAAUGACCAGCCUUAGAGAUUAACGAAUUUGUUUGAGAAAGUCCGUUUAAGAUAAGUCCUCGUGUUCGCUCAAUAAGCGAGCAAAAUGGCAUGUGUCUUGCCGGCCUUCGCUAUGACGGUUAUUGAAAGGGAGGACUUGCGUGACAUGAUACGUUAUAAUACCGAGGCCUCUAUGCAUACAAGUGGGGCCUCGACUAUACACCAAGGUACAUAUACACACUCUAUCAAUUGCUGUAUAUCAAUAAAGCUUUUCUGCACGCUGU